Messenger RNA from Eremothecium cymbalariae DBVPG#7215, 4350 nucleotides. RefSeq names its product Stu1p (gene STU1). The transcript has a single exon. Lineage: Eukaryota; Fungi; Ascomycota; Saccharomycetes; Saccharomycetales; Saccharomycetaceae. Gene Ontology annotation, biological process: mitotic spindle assembly; astral microtubule depolymerization. Gene Ontology annotation, cellular component: mitotic spindle midzone; spindle microtubule; mitotic spindle. Bases 1 to 4350 code for a protein of 1449 amino acids. Gene Ontology annotation, molecular function: microtubule binding. The record is from RefSeq and is a predicted model, not a curated record.
AUGGAGGAAGCUAAGAUACAUAGUUUGGAAAAGAUUGUGAAUGAGGGGGUGUCAGGGAUUGAAAAGUUACAAAUCUUGAUGGCGUUCAAGACGCAUGUUAAGAAGGAGUUGGUAGAUGAGAAUGCAAUAGAAGAUUAUUUUGAUGUAUUAGUUAAAUUUCUCUCAGGGGGCGAGGAGGAUUACAAGUUACGGCAGCUAGGUCAUUCAUCGUUGUGUUAUUUGAUUAAGCGGGUUGCGAUGCAGCAGCCGGGUAAGUUUCAGGCGAAAAGAAUCAAUGAGUUAGUGCGUGCGGUGUUGUUGCAGGGGUUAUCGCAGGAGAGAAAGGUGUGGAUGAGUGCGAUGAAGAGUUUGGAGGCGAUAUAUCUGUGUAAGCCACUUGUUUUUGAGACGGAGUUGUGUCAGAUCUGCUUGGAGAUGAGGUGUAAUGAGAGGACUAAAUGUCUUUUGUUUAUGGAUGAGUUAAUACAGCAACAGCAGGCCAACAAUCGGGAUCCCAUGGAGUUAGUAAAUCGGUUUUUGGAUCUGUGGAUACGAAUUAUGAACGAGGAAGAAGAAGAUGGGGGAGCCGAGGCGGGUGGCGCAGGGAACACGCGAGAUGUUGAGUUGAUACACGAGCUACUUAAAAAGUACCACGACGAGGUGUCGUUAGAGCAGAUAGCCACACGAGUGACGAAUCCAAGGUCUUUGGGGUUGUUUCAGCCCGCGGGACAUGCGCGGCCGUCGUCCGCGGAGACGGUGAGUUCGCUGGUGAGCGUUCCCUUUGAGGCCGAUGAGGAGUUAACGCGCUUGAUGGAGGAGUUACCGCCCAACAUUGUGAAUCUAUCGAUGGCCGAUUCUAAGGACUACCUGUCGUUCGAGCAUGUCUCGCGUGAUUUGGAGCAGAUAACGGUUUGUUUUCAAGCACUGAAGGAGACGGAGUUUAACUGGAAACAGCGGCAAGAAGGUAUUAUCACAAUCCGAAGGAUUGUGAACGGGAAUGUGCCCCGACAGUUCCCGGAUGAGUUCAUCCAAACAUGUAAAGACCUAAAUAUCACAGACUGUAUCUCAAAGGCAGCGUUAUCACUCAGAACUACUCUUUCGUCUCACUCUUGUCAUUUAAUGAAGGAAUUAGCACUUAAAUUGGGUGCACGGUUAGAUCCUUUAGUUGACUCUUUAUUUAUUCCAUUGCGCUCUUUGUUGUCAGCAACGAAAAAGAUUGCAUCGCAGACUGCGUUCGCUACUGCUGUCAUUAUUCUGAGCAAUGCCCCAUACCACAAUAGACUAUUCCAACAGUGCCUGUCUCUUUCACGCGACAAAAACGUAUCGCCCAGAAAUUUUGCUGCUGUAUUCCUCAGGGUAUACAUUAUCAGAUUUCAUAAACGGCUAGAGCACUCUGUCCUGAUUAUUGAGGAAUGGUUACAUAAAGGUUUGUCCGACCCACAGACACAGGUGCGCGAAACUAUGCGAGUCACGUUUUGGUACUGGUACUCGGCUAACCCACUUAGCGCUAAAAAGGUGUUGGAUUCCCUACCCCACCAGAUGAAACGAGCCAUUGAACAUGCAAUACCAGCCCAUUUGAACAUCGACUACCAAAUGGCGCCGGCUGAAAGUUCCAACGAAUCUUCGAGGAGAUCUAGUCUUGGUGCACGGCGGUUUCCAAGCUAUGCGGCUCCGACACAAUCCUCCAAUCUUCAAAAGUUUGCGGCUAACGCGUUGGCCGGUAUUAACGCAAGAUCCAUCUGUGAUAGUAGCAAGCACUUAACGUCAUAUUCUUCUUUAUCACUGGCCAAAAAAUCGUUUUCUACAACACGCCAUGACUCGGUAUCCCCUAGAAUUGUUUCAAACAGUUCUAAUAAUAAUAUGAUGAUGAUGGCGGAUGAGCAUAUCGAUUUAACUGAUGAGCUUACAACUAAUCACUCCAAUACUCUUGUAAAAAAGUAUUUGAAUGAUGAUCCUGUGGCUCUCAAGAAAAACGAACAAGAAUCAAUAGGGGAAUUAGAAAGCAUGUACUCCCAUAUUUCGUCCGAUUUACUACAGGAAAGGCAACAGGGCUUACAGUUUCUACAAAAUUUGUUAUUAAUGAAAACACCACUCGACUCGAAUAGAUUACAACCAUUCUUGAUCCAAUUAUCCAUCCAAUCUCCUAAAAGCUUUAAAAAAUUGACGAUUAUUCCUUCUUUUCAUUCAUUAAUUCCUUUAAUUAAUUUAGUGGAACUCUGUGCCAUAAACGAAGUUGCAACCUCCACUAUAUUGGACGAAUUUCCAGCUGCUGAAUUGAUAAGAACAGUAAUCACAUCCUUUCAAACUUUUUUCCCUGAUAAUAACGACCAGUUGUUCCUAUUCUACGUGAAAUAUAGAUCGGUGAUUUUCAACUACUGCUUUGAAAUAUUGAUUGAUAUCAUUGACAAUGGUUUCCGAUUCUCAGAUGAUGACUCUUUAUUCCAUGAUACGUGUGUUCAUGUAUUUCAAGCUUGUGGAAACGACUUCAAUAUGGAUAAAUAUUAUUCUUUGAUAUCCAUUCUUUAUAAUUUCAGUAAAUCGCAAUUUAUUGAACUUCUUCGCGAGGCACCUGUUUCGAGUAAAUUUAAAAUCGCAAAUGAGCUACAGAGACGCGAUCCAACGUUUAAUUUACAUGCCAUAAUAUCUAGAGAAUCGACUGCAGAAGCUUCUAAUGGUGGCAUUAACACGGACAAUGAAGGAAGUAUGGAUUCAGAAUACGGGAUUCAGAACACUCAAAACUUGUUAGAGAUGACUAUGGUCAAUCAUAUUGAGCGAGAUAGUGGUGAAAACGUAAUUGAAGCCGGUAAAGCCAGCGUUGUUCAAAAUGGUCACCGUAAUCACUUAGCAUCACAUCCAUUACCACCACCAGCGAUACUAGAGGAGAAUAAUAGGUACGAUGAUGAAACUGGAAGACUAAUUGGAGAUACUAAUAUCGCUCUUGCCAAAAAUGGAGGAGGAAAUAAACUCCAAUCUACCCUUGGUGCUGGUGAAAAACUUUUUGAAGAUUUGGAAGAUGAGCAUGGAUUUACCAGUGUUGGAGGCUUAAAAGGGUUGACUGAGAUGACAAAAGUUGUUAGUGUUUAUCAAACUUUCGACAAAGAAGGUGAUCUUGAAAUGGCAGAAGAAGAAAAAUUCAAAGAUCCGGUGGAUCAAGAAAAUCACGUCACAGGUUUGGAUGAUAUAUUCAAGGAUGACAAACACGAACCAACUGUCAAAUUUAACGAUAUUCCUCGAAUAAUCGAUAUUAAUAGGAACUGGGAUAGACAAGAUGUAGAUUCGCUUGUCGAUACUAGCGGUAAUAUUACUAAUAACGGGUUAGAUGAAAACCAUACCAAUGGUAGUCAUGGCGGUGUAGCUGAAAUGGUAGAAAAGGAGAUGGACAAAUCUCCAAAGUUACCCCUAAACGAGGAGGAUUCAAAGCUUCUAUCUGAUGGAAUUACCGAAAUGGAGAUCAGAAAACAGAAUGAUGAUCCAUUUGUAAAGCUUCCAAAGACUAAUGAAGACUUGACAGUUAAGGGAGAUCACAGUUUCAUCUCUUCUAAAGCAUAUAUUGAUAUACUUUCUAUCUUCCCUCCAGGCUCGCUAUCAGCUUUCGAAUUGGAACUUUUGAACGGGAUGGAUUUUUCAGAUAUGGAUGUAGAGCACAUUGAAGAGGCUAUUAACACUAUCCAAAAUAGCAAACCUAAAAUUGCAGAUAUAUCCUGUCUUGUUGGCGCACUAUUUCAUUACAACUCAAGUGCAUUUAUAACCUGGUUGACCAAAUAUCAAGGUCUAAGGAGAAUCUGGGAAAUGAUAACAGCAUUUAUGAACACCGGUGAAAGCACUUCGCAACUCUACAAAUGUAUCAUACUAUGUGCAGCAUUGAUCGUUGCCGAUACUCAACUUCAUGCUGAUGUGUUGUCGAAUUUAGAUAUAGAUAACGUGUGGUCCAUAUUAACGUUGGAGAUGUCGAAACUAUCCAGCUACGACAAUACAUUCUACGUGUCUUGCUGUGAAUUCAGAGACCUCAUUAUUGAACACUACUCUAAAGGCUACCUUCAAAACUUGCUAGAAAACUGCAUCAAAGACCUCAGUUCUUGUAACGAACGCAUCAAAACAACAUUCAUCCUACAAUCAAUCGAUAAUGCCAUCUCUCAUAUGGAUACGAUUUUGUCGUUAGACGUCCUGAGAAGUUUGUCCGGUUUCCUACAAAAGUUUGUCUCUAGCAGCUUCACCGAAUGGAGAUACCAUUCUGUCAAGCUUCUAUCACAGAUAUACCUGAUUCUACUCUCGAGACACACACCAAGAGGAUUCAUUAAGUCUAUGUUAAACAUAUUACAGCCUCAUGAGUAUGAACUGGUGAAGUCGUUCCACACGAUAGACCACGAUUAA